AUGGCGCUCACUCUGGAAAGGCUGAAGCCUGUCUCCUUCUAUAGUUCGUCUGUAAGGCUUCAUUCAGAAAUGAAAGGGCCGCCUUUUCUGGGCGUAACCCCUGAGGUAUUCCAGAGCGUCUCUUUCCUUGUAUAUCUUCGUAACCCAUCAUCUGGUCUUCGAUGGCUCAAAGCGGGGUCUUGUGACCAUGCCUUCCCGCUCCCUUUUCUGUCUCUUCCUAAGUGGUAUUCUUUGUCCUUUUGUACUAAUACCUCAGAUGGAGAAAUCAUUCCUUAUACUGGUGCUAACUCGGCCGAAAACUCAGAAGAUUCAUUUGAGCUCCAGGUCCUUGCGGAGCCUUGGCCUGUUACUAAGAAUAUCCCCUUGGAGUCAUCGAUGAGAAGUCGAAUCGUAGCACUGGAUAAUUCUAAUACUAUUUUUCUCCAUGAUAAAGAAAGGGGGGUCUACUGGAGCGAAAUAAAAACAGCUCUGGAUCAAGCUACCUCUAAGUAUGAAUAUAACCGAUUACUCGAUUUCGAAAAUAGGGAUCUUCAGAUCAGGGAGAAGAAACAUGAAUGCUAUUCCCUGUUUAAACAAGUUCUUUCUGAGCAUCCCGACUUGCUCGAUAAUGAUCCAUAUAUAAAUCCAACGGAGGCCUUCUUUCGUAUUUUGACAAUACGAGAGGAAACCGAAGAAGUUUUGAACGUUGCAGACACUGACAAGGAAGAAAUUCAGAUCUACGAAAAGAUGGCGAAGGAUAUCCGGAAGAAUGGACCAAAGUCUUACUAUAUUAAAUCUAUUAUGGGCCAUUUUGAUUUGAUAAAGAUGGCGGUUUCGAAUGACCGCCGUAUCAAUGUAUGAAUCCUUUU
Messenger RNA from Gastrolobium bilobum, 848 nucleotides. RefSeq lists its product as uncharacterized. The record is from RefSeq and is a predicted model, not a curated record. Lineage: Eukaryota; Viridiplantae; Streptophyta; Magnoliopsida; Fabales; Fabaceae.